Molecule: messenger RNA, 2754 nt
Organism: Aspergillus alliaceus
Lineage: Eukaryota; Fungi; Ascomycota; Eurotiomycetes; Eurotiales; Aspergillaceae
Exons: 1
Coding region: 1-2754 (917 amino acids)
Source: RefSeq, a predicted model, not a curated record
AUGGUCUUCCUCCGCCUAAUAAUAAAAGUCUACCCCCGCGAACAACUCUCCCGAAAACCAACGCCCGAAGCACAUGACGACCAAACUGCAAAACCCGCCUCCUUCCUCCUCGCGCUCCCCAACCCCGAAGAAGUCUCGCUAGGCCAACUCGCCAACCUAAUCCGCUCAAAAUGGAUCAAGCUGCGCCCCAAUGCCGAGCCCCUCGAUAUCAAGAAGCUGCUCGAUGAUAAUCGCGACUCAGUGGAUUUGGACGUGGAUAUGACGGUGGCAGAUGUGUGGGUGAAUAAGGCGCGGGCGAGGAAGAAUGAGGAUGACCAGGAUGGGGUUGUUAGGGUUGUUCAACGGCCGGCGCCGUAUGCGCCUGUGAGAUUUCCUUCUGUGGAUCAGGAUUGGGGGGUUGGGGGAAGGGAGGGGAAGGGGUUUAAGGGGACUUUUGAGACAAUUGAAGAGGAGUCUUCUGAGGAGAGUGAGGAGGAGAGUGAGGAGGAGGGGGUGAAUGGUGGGAGGAUGGUGGAGGUGAAGGCGGAGGAUGAGGAGGAUAGAAGCGAGGAGAGCGGGGAGGAAGAAGGAGAAAGCGAGGACGAAGAAGGAGAAAGCGAGGACGAAGAUGAAAGUGAAAACGAAAACGAACAGGUCAAUGGGAAUGUGGAGGCCGAGAUGGAGACCGUGGAUGAAGGUGAGAGCGAAGAACAGAUCCCGGACAACGACGUCACCAUGGAGGAUAGCCUGCCCGAAAUGCGAGUGCUCAAGAGAAAGCUGAGCCCCGAGGAGCUCGAGCCGAAGAAGCAGGCCCGUCUGGAACCACCGAAUCAUGCGCCUCAGGAGGAUGCCGAUAACGCGGACAAAGCCAAUGGGACGCCGCUCAGCAGCCCGCUAGGAGCGCGCAAACGUGACGCUGAUAGAGCGCCGUCGUUCUCUGGGCUUAAUCGACGCUUGAGCUUUACAGAGAGACCGGCCUCCUCGCACGGUCUUGGUCUGGGUAUUACGAAGAGUCCUCCUCGCAAGGAAACAUUCUUGAUAGCUGAUAUCUUUAAAGAUUCUACACAGUCCGCGUCGGUCCCGGAUGACACAAGACUGUCCCCCACAUCUGUUCCCCCAAGCAGCGCACCUAUCCGUCGCAGUUCAAUUAACCAGCACCCCUCGACGCCCGCCAAGCUGCAAACCCCCGCAGACAAAGUCAAACAACUCCAAUCUGCUCUCCGUAAGGACUCGCCUGCCGAGCGAACCCCCGAACGCCGGUCCGUGUCCUUCUCCGGAGAAGACCAUGUCUUUCCUACCGUCCCUGCUCCGAAAUCAGUUCCCCAGACCGCCAAUAAGGAAGAAAAGAAAGCCGCCAAAUCCGGUGUUCUCCCUGAGCCCGCCUCCCAAGAAACAGAGGAUCAGUCGAAAGAAAAGGCAGAGGCGGGUCUAUUCGCAGAAGUAAACAUGGAAACGAAUGAGUACGAGGAAGAACUUCUUCGAGCAGAAGAUUUGGAUCCAAAAGGCGACUACGUACGCAAAUUGAAGCUAGCGUCAAAGAGAUGGCAGGUUAUGAUAAACAACAAAAAUAAAACACGGACAAGAGAGAUAGAAAGGUAUCAUAACGCAAUCAGGGAUCUCAAAACUUUAAACCGAGAGCUUCUCGAGCUCAACGAGUCCAACGCACCGCCCACCCAACGCCCCAGGUCCCAGACACCAAACGGCACACCAGCCACAAGAAAAUUGUCCCGCCCCGAAACGACAUGCUCCCAAGGCCGGAAAUCCGGGGAACACUGGAACGUUGAAAUCCUGACGCCCAAACCGAAUUCAAAGAAGCUCAUGUCGAAAGACGUCCCAGCGUCACAGAAAAGCCGCAAAUCUGAGGAAGAAGAUGGUCAACAAGAAGAAGUUGAAGGACACUGGGAGGUCGAAAUCCAUACUCCAAGACCAAACGGCACGCCUCUCAGACAGUCAGAAUCCAAGAAACUCUCCUCACCAAAGAGACCACCGACUCCAUCCGAGGAGUCCGGGUCAGAGGAAGAGUCCAGCUCUGAAAAAGAGACAGAAAGCGCCGUACCCAACUCCGUAACCAAACCAUCUCCUCCAGAUAAGGUCUCCAAACGCGAAGCCAAGCCGGUCUCCCAGUCAGGCUUGGACUCCGAAGAAGAACAAUCCGGUUCCGACGAAGAGGGCUCGGACUCCGAAGAGGCCGAAGAAGAGGCAGCAGAAGCGGCAGCAGCAGUGGCCGAAGCGGUGCAGAACGACAAGACCCCAACAACAACCAAACCCAACCCAGAGUCGCAACCAUCCUCUAAACCCGAUCCCCAAUCCGAUGAAGAAACUAGCUCCGGCUCCGACUCCGAAUCAGAAGCGUCCGAUGCCAGCUCCGGCUCCGAAUCCGAAAAAGAAAACCAGCUCCCCAAACCAACCCCACAAACCAAAGCCGACCUCCUCCGCCGCACAAGUCUAAAUCUCCCCUCAUCCCAGAAUAAGUCCUCAAUUGACCACCCAACCUCUUCUCAAUCAACACCAACAGGCCCCCGAGCACCCCGCCAAACGCUCAAGGGUCUCCUCCGGAAACAGCGUGAAGAGCAAUCCGAGAAGGCGCGUGCGAAGGCUGAGGCCGAGAAGGUACAGAGACAGCGACAGCAGCCGCAUAAAGAUAUCUUCUCUGGCCCGUCUGAUAGUGAGUCCGAGGAGGAGAGUGAUAGUAGUAGCGAUAGUGGAGCGGAUGCGGGCGAUAUCUUGUCUAGUGGGACGGUGGGGAAAUUACGACCCGCUUUUGGCCGGAAGUGA